AUGGACCCAAUGCCUGUUCCUGAUAUUUUCCCUUCACUCUCAGAUGUUGAACAGAUGCAGGGUUAGCACCAACAGUGCAUGUACACUUGCUUAAGCAUAGAGAUAUCACUUCAAAUAGCCACUGCAUGUCUACAAGCAAGGUGGAUGGCAUACAUGUGAGCAGACAAGGAAAAGCUGAUACCCAUAAGGACUUCAGGGUAAAAAGAUACAUUCUGCGUUGAAGGAGACAUUCAUGGGCUAAAGAACAGAAAUCCGGCCUUCGAGUAUGAUGACGUUGUUAUUGAUGGCGCUCACAUAGGAAGUUUAUCAGACAAUGCUGAGUUACCAAAUUUGAUAAUGCAACUGCAUCAAAACCAGUUGACAAUAAACUCGGGUAAACAAUACUGACGGCAAGGAUGGAUAAUGAAAGUGUUGUCAAGAUCGCUGUAACAUCGAUCAUAAUUCUGUCUGAAGCCACCAAGCGAGCUACGAUUUUGCAAGUAAUAAAUUCUAGACAUUCUUAGCUUUUUGACCGUAAAUCAACAGAAUCAAGAAACCAAUACUGGCUGGGGCACCUAGACAAUACUUUCAGUCACCCGAGGCCAAGUCUUGCACCGUUAGAUCUAGAGCACAGCCUUGAGUCUUCAUCCUCCUCUACGCUGUAAGCUUAGCUUUUCCUUCUUUGCUGAUGCAGUAUCUUUUUUCUCCCUGUGCAAUCCAACCUGACUUGCACUUGAUUAGAAGUUGCAGCCAAUAAACAUCACACAAUUUUUCGGGACGGGCACGGGAUACGGGAAAGUUAAAAAAACGAGGCAAUUUUUUACUCCCAAGACAACAAAAGGAAUGCGGUCCCGAAUUUAAGACGCUGGCUGACUAUGUCAUUCCGCGUAAAAAGUUCUGGGCGUGUAAGAAGGUAUGGCAUUUUCAAAUGAAAUGAGAAGCUCUGGGUGUUGGUCAAUGGUCACAUUUUUGCAAACAGUGAUCAAGUUGGUGGAUCGACUUCGACCCCCACGAAUCCAACAUUUUCGAUCUCACUGGCGAUUUGCAUAGAGGCCGUUUGAGUUUGUUUUGCUGACCUCCUCCAGACAGAUCUGGAUAAAGUAAAGGAAUCCUGGAACAGUCACUGGAUCAGAACGUCCAGGAAUGCCACAGUAUCCAGUAUCCUGGAUAUGAUGUACUUCCUACCUAAGGAGUUUGGACAGAAUAACUGCUUGAUUCCAGUGUCCUCAAACAAGCUCAUAGAUAUGGAGAUAUAUAUAUAUUGGUCAAGAGAAAACUGA
Porites lobata is the source of this 1259-nucleotide messenger RNA. The record is from the annotation of a GenBank genome assembly. NCBI's taxonomy places the organism in Eukaryota, Metazoa, Cnidaria, Anthozoa, Scleractinia, Poritidae.